Molecule: messenger RNA, 1362 nt
Organism: Syzygium oleosum
Lineage: Eukaryota; Viridiplantae; Streptophyta; Magnoliopsida; Myrtales; Myrtaceae
Product: SH3 domain-containing protein 2-like
Exons: 10
Coding region: 131-1243 (370 amino acids)
Molecular function (GO): protein binding
Source: RefSeq, a predicted model, not a curated record
CUUUGAAAGUGCCCACAGGCCACAGGCACAGGCACUCUCGUUUGAAUGCAAAUCUCUCUCUAUCUCUACUGAACAGUGAACACCAACUCUAGCUCCAGGAGAGAUCAGGGAGCGCCAUCCCCGAAGGUGAAUGGAGGCGAUCAGAAAGCAAGCCACUCGACUCAGAGACCAAGUCGCCAAGCAGCAGCAGGCUGUCCUCAAGCAGUUUGGAGCAGGGGGAUAUGGAGGGUCAGAUGGCAUGAUCACCAAUGAGGCAGAACACCAGCAACAUCAGAAACUUGAGAAGCUUUACAUAUCAACACGCACUGGCAAGCAUUUCCAAAAGGAUAUUGUACGUGGAGCAGAAGGAUACAUAGUUACUGGGUCAAAGCAAGUUGAGAUUGGAACAAAAUUGUCCGAGGACAGUAGAAAAUAUGGUUCUGAAAAUACUUGUACCAGCGGUAGUACUUUAACAAAAGCUGCCUUAAGUUAUGGACGGGCUCGUGUUCAAAUUGAGAAAGAGCGUGGGGAUCUCUUGAAAGCUCUAGGGACACAGGUUGCAGAACCAUUAAGAGCGAUGGUAAUGGGAUCUCCGUUGGAAGAAGCACGGCAUCUUGCUCAACGAUAUGACAGGAUGAGACAGGAAGCUGAAUCCCAGGCUAUUGAAGUUUCCAGGCGCCAAGCAAAAGUGAGGGAAACUCCAGGAAAUGCUGAGAAUGCUACGAAACUGGAAGCAGCAGAAGCAAGGCUGCAAGAUCUCAAGUCAAACAUGGCAGUAUUAGGGAAAGAAGCUGCCGCUUCUAUGUCUGCUGUUGAAGCUCAACAACAGAGGUUAACACUCCAGCGACUUAUUGCCAUGGUUGAAGCGGAGCGUACUUUUCAUAAGAGAGUUCUUCAUAUACUUGAACAGAUUGAAGGCGAGAUGAUGUCAGAAAGACAACGUAUUGAAGCGCCUCCUAGCCCGAGUUUGGACAACAUGUGUGCACCUCCAUCAUAUGAAGAAGCCAAUGGCAUCUAUGCAUCACAUAUGCAAAAUGGUUCUGCUGAUAGAAUGAGUUACUUUCUGGGAGAGGUUACUCAGCCAUAUCAAGCUGAAUCUGAUGUAGAGCUGAAUCUAUCAGUCGGUGAUUAUGUCGUCGUCCGAAAGGUGACUAACAAUGGUUGGGCAGAAGGUGAAUGUAAAGGUAAAGCGGGAUGGUUCCCAUUUGGGUAUGUUGAAAGAAGGGAGCGUGUUCUUGCAAGCAAAAUGGCCGAAGUGUUUUAGAUUUCUUCAGUAUUCUUUUUGUGGGGAUCAAUGCUUUUGAUAUGUACGAUAUGUAUUCUGGGGUAUAAUUGAUGUGUUUGUGCAAUCGAUGGAACACCUAGCCUUCUUGUUGGGUCAAA